AUGGAGGCUGAGCCAGAGAACAACGAGUUGAAGAGGGAAGAAAACAGCAAUGACAACAACAACAACAAUGAAAGUAACAGCAAAUUUGGAAAUUCGAGUGAGGGUCAGAGCAAGCCCAAGCGCCAGAUGAAGACGCCGUUUCAGCUUGAGACGCUCGAGAAAGCUUAUGCUGUGGAGAAUUACCCGUCCGAGAUGAUGAGGGCGGAGUUGUCGGAGAAGUUGGGGCUGUCGGAUCGGCAGUUGCAGAUGUGGUUCUGUCACCGGCGGUUGAAGGACAAGAAGGACUUGCCGUCAAAGAAGCCACGUAAGUCGGCGGCGUUGCCUGAUUCUCCGGUCGACGAGCCCAAACUGGCUUCUGAAGUGGGUGCUGAAUAUGGAUCCGGGUCGGGUUCAGGAUCCAGCCCGUUUAGCCGUUCGGAGUUGAGGAAUGUGGUGCCGCGGGGUUACUAUGAGUCGCCACAGACUAUAAUGGAGCUUAGAGCAAUUGCUUGUGUGGAGGCUCAGUUGGGGGAGCCUUUAAGGGAAGACGGGCCUAUUCUUGGAGUGGAGUUUGAUCCGUUGCCACCGGAUGCAUUUGGGGCACCCUUAGCUGUUACAGAUCCUCAGAAGCGGCCUAGUCUUGCCUAUGACAGUAAAAUAUAUGAAAGACAUGAUGUUAGGACAAAUAAGGCAAUAACAAGGACAUUCCAUGAGUAUCCCUUCCUUCCAAACCAGUCUGGCAUUAGAUCUGAUGUUUUUGGACAACUAAACCUACCUCAUUUACAUGAACCAAUGGAGGGUCCUGCAAGAACUCCUUUUCCCCUUGGAAAUGAACAGCAACCUAGAAUUCAUACUCCCCAAAGUCAUUCUUCUCGUGUCCGUCUUUUGUCUCAACCACAGGACAAACAAGUGAUUCCCUAUCCAUCUCCCCCUCGAGAAAAUGAUGUUGUACCCAAAAGGGAACCUAACACAAACAUUACCAAUGCUGUAAUGAACUCCCACUAUACUGAUCACCCAAUUGUUGGGCAAGAAAUUCCAUAUGCUUUACCUAGUGGGCAAGUAUCCCAUAACGAUGCAGUGUUGAGGAUGGAGAGGAAACGAAAGAGUGAUGAAGCCAGAGUUGCAAAGGAAGUUGAAGCCUAUGAAAUGAGGAUGCGGAAAGAGCUUGAGAAACAAGAUAACCUCAGACGAAAGAGUGAAGAGAGGAUGAAGAAAGAAAUGGAAAGGCUAGAUCGUGAAAGAAGGAAGGAAGAAGAGAGGUUGAUGCGUGAAAAACAACGAGAAGAGGAAAGAUCAAAACGUGAACAAAGGCGGGAAAUGGAGCGAAGGGAAAAAUUUUUGUUGAAAGAACAUUUGAGAGCUGAGAAAAGGAGGCAAAAAGAAGAGAUUCGCAAAGAGAAGGAGGAAGAGAGGAGGAAAGCUGCACUUGAGAAGGCAAAUGCUCGGAGAAUAGCUAAAGAAUCCAUGGAGCUCAUCGAGGAUGAACAACUGGAAUUGAUGGAGUUGGCUGCUGCAAGCAAGGGUCUUUCCUCUAUUAUUCAUAUUGAUCUUGAUACUUUGCAAAACCUUGAAUCAUUUAGGGCUUCAUUGUGUGUAUUUCCACCCAAGAGUGUAAAACUGAGAAAACCAUUUGCUAUCCAACCCUGGAGCAACUCAGAACAGAAUGUUGGCAACCUUCUCAUGGUUUGGAGAUUCUUGAUUACUUUUGCUGAUGUUCUUGAUUUAUGGCCUUUUACUCUUGAUGAGUUUGUACAGGCAUUUCAUGACUAUGAUUCUAGAUUGUUGGGUGAGAUACAUGUUGCCCUUCUCAAGGUGAUAAUAAAGGACAUUGAAGAUGUUGCUAGGACGCCUUCUACAGGAUUAGGGAUCAAUCAGAACGGAGCUGCUAAUCCUGGAGGUGGCCAUCCUGAGAUUGUGGAAGGAGCAUAUGCAUGGGGCUUUGACAUACGAAAUUGGCAGAGGAACUUAAAUCAAUUGACAUGGCCAGAGAUUUUCCGACAGUUAGCAUUGUCUGCAGGAUUAGGGCCGCAGCUGAAGAAAAGAAGUAUUACGUGGUCAUAUGCAAUUGAUAAAGACGAGGGGAAAAGUUGCGUAGAUAUCAUUUCUACACUACGUAAUGGUUCAGCAGCUGAAAGCGCUGUGGCCAAAAUGCAAGAGAGAGGUCUGUUAGCUCCUCGAAGAUCAAGGCACCGGCUAACUCCUGGAACAGUUAAGUUUGCAGCAUUUCAUGUUCUCUCGCUGGAGGGGAGUAAGGGUUUGACAGUACUAGAACUUGCAGAAAAAAUUCAGAAAUCUGGUCUCCGGGACCUGACAACCAGCAAGACACCUGAAGCAUCAAUUUCUGUUGCUUUGACAAGAGACACUAAAUUGUUUGAAAGAAUAGCUCCAUCAACAUAUUGUGUACGAGAUGCAUUCAGAAAGGAUCCUGCUGAUGCUGAUUCUAUUCUUUCAGAAGCAAGAAAGAAAAUUCAGAUAUUUGAAAAUGGGUUUUUAGCUGGUGAAGAUGGUGAUGAUGUUGAAAGAGAAGAGGAGUCAGAAAGUGAUGAAGUUGAUGAGGACCCUGAAGAUGAUGAUUUAGUAAAUCCUUCAAGUGCAAACCAAAUGUCUGAACAGUAUGAUGACAAAAACAUUUGCUCAUCAAAUGGAAAAGAAAAUUUGGGACACAACAUUGAUAUUAUACAAAAUGAUUUUGAUACAGACCUACCCUGUUUUCCUAAGAAUGGUUCCACGGAUGCUGAUUGUCCCAGUUCUGUAAACAGACCUGCUACUUGUCAAGAUGUAAAUGCUGGCAGUCUUGAUCAGGAUAAUAUGGAAAUUGAUGAAAGCAUAUCUGGUGAGUCCUGGAUUCUAGGGCUUGCAGAAGGAGAAUAUUCUGAUCUCAGCGUAGAGGAGCGUCUAAAUGCUCUUGUUGCUUUGGUUGGUGUGGCAAAUGAAGGAAAUUCUAUCCGUGUUGUCCUUGAGGAUCGACUGGAAUCAGCAAAUGCUCUGAAGAAACAAAUGUGGGCAGACGCACAGAUAGACAAAGUUCGUCUGAAAGAUGAUAAUAUUAGUAAAUUAGAUUUUCCAUCUCUUACUGGGAAUAAAGUUGAAACACAGCAUACAUAUCCAGCUGUGGAGGGAAACCAAAGUCCAAUGCUUGACAUCAAUAUUAACAAUAAUGAAGUAUCACCCAGCACUGCAGAAAACCAAAAAGGAGCUCCUGUUGCACAGAGCAUACUUAUGGAGAAGUCCUCAUCAAUUCAAGAUUUUGGCACGAGUACUGGUGCAGACAUCCCUCAGACUCAGGUACCUGUGCAAUAUUCGAAAAGGUCACGUUCACAGUUGAAAUCUUAUUUUGCCCACCUAGCGGAGGAGAUGUAUGUCUACAGGUCUUUACCCCUUGGCCAAGAUCGCAGACGAAAUCGAUAUUGGCAGUUUGUUGCAUCUGCAUCUAGCAAUGAUCCUGGUUCUGGCAGGAUCUUUGUUGAAUGUCAUGAUGGCAAGUGGUGGCUUAUUGAUUCUGAGGAGGCCUUUGAUGCUCUUUUGACAUCAUUGGAUUCACGUGGGCUCAGGGAAUCUCAUUUGCGCUUAAUGAUGCAAAAGAUUGAGAAUUCCUUUAAAGAAAAUGUUCGAAAAAGGAACUCACAUUGUGCAAAAAUUGGAAGCAAAGGCGAAGUUUCUAUAAAAUUUGAAGCUAAUGAACCAUAUUCUAUCCCUGACCACAGUGCUGGAUCUGACAGUCCUAGCAGUACCCUCCAUGACUUGAACACUGAUAAUACAUUGGAAACUUCAUCAUCCUUCAAAAUCGAACUUGGGAAAACUGAGAGUGAGAAGAAAGCUGCCUUGAGAAGGUAUCAAGAUUUUCAGAAGUGGUUGUGGAAAGAAUGCUAUAAUUCGUCAGUGUUAUGUGCAAUGAAGUAUGGGAUAAAGAGAUGCAAACCUCAGAUGGACUUUUGUGAUAACUGUCUCAAUCUCUAUUUUGUUGAUGACUCCCAUUGCAGUUCCUGCCACCGGACUUUUCCUUCAAAUAAUGGAUUUAAUUUUUCUAAACAUGCAUUUCAAUGUCGAGAGAAGUUAUCCAAAGAUAAUUGUAUUCUGGAAUACUCUCUUCCCUUGCGAACAAGAUUGCUUAAGGUCCUGUUGGCUUGUAUGGAGGUAUCUGUUCUAUCUGAAGCAUUUAGAACAAAUUGGACUGAUGAUAUUAGGAAGCACUGGGGUGUAAAGUUGAGCAAAUCAUCUUCUGUUGAGGAACUUAUACAGAUAUUGACCUUAUUUGAGAAAGCACUACGGCGAGAUUUUCUGUCAUCAAACUUUUCUACAACAGAUGAAUUGUUGAGAUCAAGCAGUGUGUCAGAAUGUUCUGUGCAGGCUUCAACUGACCCUGAUUCUGUUGCUGUGCUUCCAUGGGUUCCGCUAACGACUGCAGCUUUGUCUCUCAGACUCUUCGAGAUUGAUUCAUCCCUCAGUUAUGUAAAGCCUGAAAGGCUUGAACCUUGUGAGGAGAAAGAAGCCAGAGAAUACAUAAAGCUUCCAUCAAGAUACAGUCAAUUGAAAUCUAAUAGGGAGGUUGAACAAGCAGAAUAUGACCAUGAUGAAUUCGCUAAAGAUAAAUCUGUUCCAAAGAAAAUUGUACGAAGUGGCAAUAAACGUAGUCGUGGGACUAAUGAACAAGGACGGGGCAAAAAGCUGGCUAAAAGAGUGUGCAAUUCCAAACGAGAUGGUGGUCGGAAGAAUGCUAAGGUCACUGUCAAUCUUAGUCACAAAUUAAAACAGCAGGCACGAGGAACACAAGGACAAGGUGCAGGGCGAGGUCGCCGAACAGCAAGAAAGCGGAGAGUGGGAAAACGAGCUGUUGAAGAUUUGUUGCUUGGCCAUUCGACUGCCAGUCAUAUCUCGAAGAUUAAUAGAGAACCAUUGAGAAAUGUGGAUGAGGAAUGGGAUGAAGGAAAGGAAAGUCCCAUGACUCCGGUACACAUUGGGGUUGCUGCUGACAAUAGUAAUAGUGCGGAAGAGGUAGAAUCUGACGAUGACCGUGCUCAAGCUGUUGAAUAUGAUCAAGGAAACUGGGAGGUAGGUUUUAACGGUGUUCCCCCCAACAGAUGGAGUAGGGAUUUGGUUGGAAUGAGUGACGAAGAUGUGGAUGUUUUUGAAGAUGACAACGACAACGGCAUUGAAGAAAAUGAAGAUGAGGAUUCAGAAGCAGAUGUUAUGAGUGAGGGUUCAGAUGGGAUGGAAAAUAGAGUAGUAAAUGUUGGAGGCUCAUACUCAGCUUUGUCUGAAGAUUCUUCUGAUUAG
Molecule: messenger RNA, 5253 nt
Organism: Sphenostylis stenocarpa
Lineage: Eukaryota; Viridiplantae; Streptophyta; Magnoliopsida; Fabales; Fabaceae
Source: the annotation of a GenBank genome assembly